GCUUUCUGGCUGUUUGUAUUGUACUUGUAUGUACAAGCCUAACCUAUGUAGGUACCUAAUUUGUUUGUAGUUUUGCUUGCAUAGAUUAGAUAGGUAUGUAGGUUAGUUUGUUGGCUUGUGUAAUUUUUCAUCAUCUUACAAUCCGAUGUUGAUGAAUAUAUUUAUUACAAAAUCGAACCCAAUGCGUGCUCUGUUUGAAAGUUAAGUUUUCAUGCCUAUCCUAUUCCAUGUAAAGUGUAAACCGUAAACUAACCUCUAAAGUAACGUCAAAAAGCCGCAAGCAAGAAUGGCCACCGUUGUUGAAGAAAAUGCUGAAAUCGAUUGGGGAAACGAGCGCCUCAGUCGUGCCCAGAGGGCAGUAGAAGCUAACGUUUACGAUGUGGACUCUUGGUCUCUGCUCAUCCGAGAAGCUCAAACGCGUCCCAUCAAUGAUGUGCGGUCUAUGUACGAGAGUCUCAUUGCUGCUUUCCCCACUACGGGCCGGUAUUGGAAGAUCUACAUAGAGCAGGAGAUGAAAGCGAGAAAUUUUGAAAAAGUAGAAAAGCUGUUUCAGCGCUGUUUAAUGAAGAUACUGAACAUCGAGCUGUGGAGGCUGUAUCUUAAUUAUGUGAAGGAGACGAAGUGUAUGCUGCCGACAUACAAAGAGAAAAUGGCCCAAGCAUAUGACUUUGCACUAGACAAGAUUGGCCUGGACAUCCACGCAUACCCUAUCUGGAACGACUACGUCACGUUCCUCAAGAGCGUGGACGCUGUUGGUAGCUAUGCUGAGAACCAGAAGAUCUCUGCUGUGAGGAAGGUGUAUCAAAGAGCAGUGAUUACCCCCAUAAUAGGUAUAGAAACUCUAUGGAAAGAUUAUAUAGCCUUUGAACAAAGCAUCAACAAUAUUAUUGCGGAAAGAAUGGCGAUGGAAAGAUCUAGAGAAUACAUGAACGCGCGUCGUGUCGCGAAAGAAUUGGAGACGGUUACAAGAGGCUUGAACAGAAACAUGCCGGCCACGCCACCUACCGUCGACAGGGAGGAAAUGAAGCAGGUGGAGCUGUGGAAGAAAUACAUAGCUUGGGAGCGCUCGAAUCCCCUCCGUUCUGAAGACACAGCGCUAGUCGCAAGAAGAGUGAUGUUCGCCAUAGAACAGUGUCUGUUGUGUCUUUCUCACCAUCCCGACGUGUGGCACCAGGCGGCCAUGUUCCUGGACCAUUCUGCUAAGCUGUUGCAGGAAAAAGGAGAUUCGAACGCGGCGCGACUGUUUUCGGACGAAGCGGCCGCUGUGUACGAGCGAGCGACCAGCGGUCCUCUCAAACAAUCAACUCUUUUACAUUUUGCUCAUGCUGACUUCGAAGAAAGCAGAUUGCAUUAUAAUAAGGUGCAUCAAGUAUACACUCGAUAUCUAGACAUGGAUGAAAUUGACCCCACGCUGGCGUACGUCCAAUACAUGAAGUUUGCGCGACGAGCCGAAGGUAUCAAGUCUGCUAGGACUGUGUUCAAACGGGCCAGGGAGGAUCCCAGGUCCCGCUACCACGUGUUCGUUGCAGCCGCCCUGAUGGAGUACUACUGUUCCAAAGACAAGAACAUUGCGUUCAGAAUCUUCGAAUUGGGCCUGAAGAAAUUCUCACACAUACCAGAAUAUGUACUGUGUUAUAUCGACUAUCUGUCGCAUUUGAAUGAGGAUAACAACACAAGAGUACUGUUCGAGCGAGUGCUAUCUUCAGGAAGUCUCAAGCCGGAAAGUUCUGUGGACAUUUGGAAUAGGUUCCUGGAGUUCGAGUCCAAUAUCGGAGACCUUGUCUCUAUCGUGAAGGUGGAAAAACGCAGACAAGCGGUGCUCGAGAAGAUAAAAGAGUUUGAAGGCAAAGAAACAGCUCAAUUGGUUGAUAGAUACAAAUUCUUGGACCUGUAUCCGUGCAGCAUUGCCGAACUCAAGUCCAUCGGAUAUACAGAAGUAGCGUGCAUGUCGAAUAAAUCGUGGGCUUUGGGUGGCCCACUGUCGGGCAUCUCUCCUGAACUUGCUGCUGUCAUAUUGGGACAGAAAGACAACGACCCAAACAAGGACAUAGCUCGCCCGGACACGAGCCAGAUGAUCCCGUACAAACCAAAGUCCAACCCUCUGCCCGGGGAACACCCCAUACCAGGAGGGACAUUUCCUAUGCCGCCGGCCGCCGCGCACGUAUGUACUCUGAUGCCGCCGCCCAGCUGCUACCGCGGGCCCUUCGUGGCCAUCGAUAGACUCAUGUCUCUGUUCAACAGGAUAUCUCUGGAUAAACCGCCGCAGCCUACACAAGAGAAUGGCUGUGACACGAAACUGUUUGAUUUGGCGCGCUCCGUGCACUGGAUCGUGGACGAUGAGGGCAUCACCACUGUGUCCAAUAAGAAUCGAAGAAGAAAAGCGGGAGACGAUUCCGACGACGACGAUUUGGGAGUAGCGCCGCCGGUCAACGACAUCUACCGGCAGCGGCAGCAGAAGAGGGUCAAAUAGAUAUAUAUAUCUUCGUGUCCCCGGGGUUGUGGGGCCGCGAAGCCAGGGAUCGCCGUAUAAUAGAAACUUUAAAGUUUUGAAGAUUUGUUAUAUGUAGCCGACCAAAUCAAAAGGGACCUUACGGCGGCUGGCACUUAGGUCUUUAUUGCCGUUGUUCGAAUACAAAACAACGGCAAUAAUGGCGUAAGUGCCGGGCGCCAUUAGGUCCCUUUUGAUUUGGACGACCACAAAUACCUAUAUUAAAGGAGUGAAUUUCGAAAUGCUAUGACUACUCGAGUGUGUUGUACCAGUCAACUUUGACGUUAACUUUAACGUGCUUAGAAACACGCAAUUACGCCAUUUUGUCUAAACGUCAGUUAAAGUCAAAGUCAAAGUUGAGUGGUGCAACUCACCCUUAGAAUAAAAAUGUCCAACUGGUUGUACAUCGAUGUAUUACAAUGUAAGUAAAUGCUAUAUAGGAGAAAACUCUUAUUUGUUAUUAAAUGAGGAUUUUAACAUAGUGACACUAUAAAAUAUCCACUGAGUAUCAAUGUAAUUAGAACAGAUGGAUUUUACGACAGCCUGCCUGAAGGGAUCCCUCUUUGGGAAUGUUAUUGUUGACUAUUUGUCUUAGUUGCCGUCGCACGAUAACCACGGAUAUAGUUUCUAUACUAGUAUUACUGUACGGGCGAUUGUUAUCGUAAUAUUCGUUUUACGAUAACUAUUUUAUUGUAAAUUGUACCACAAUAUUGUGAUAUGCAAUGAUGUUUUACUGAAAAAUGUGUGACAAUGAUGAACUCAAUUAAAUAUAAGGUUAAAAUUGUA
Molecule: messenger RNA, 3274 nt
Organism: Plodia interpunctella (Indianmeal moth)
Lineage: Eukaryota; Metazoa; Arthropoda; Insecta; Lepidoptera; Pyralidae
Gene: su(f)
Product: protein suppressor of forked
Exons: 19
Coding region: 287-2470 (727 amino acids)
Biological process (GO): mRNA 3'-end processing
Cellular component (GO): nucleus
Molecular function (GO): mRNA binding; protein binding
Source: RefSeq, a predicted model, not a curated record